This is a messenger RNA of Oncorhynchus keta (chum salmon), 7686 nucleotides long. RefSeq names its product homeobox protein otx5-like. Gene Ontology annotation, cellular component: nucleus. The transcript has 3 exons. NCBI's taxonomy places the organism in Eukaryota, Metazoa, Chordata, Actinopteri, Salmoniformes, Salmonidae. Gene Ontology annotation, molecular function: RNA polymerase II cis-regulatory region sequence-specific DNA binding; DNA-binding transcription factor activity, RNA polymerase II-specific. Gene Ontology annotation, biological process: multicellular organism development; regulation of transcription by RNA polymerase II. The record is from RefSeq and is a predicted model, not a curated record. Bases 458 to 1381 code for a protein of 307 amino acids.
AAGGAGGGGUUUCUAUGAGUCCACGUCGUCCCUCUAAUUAGCUCACAGUGUCUGUAAAAUAAAUCAGUGUAGUGGCUUCACCCCCGCUCAACUGCAGCACGCGCCCCUUAACCUGCUCCUAGCGCGCCAAAACAGAAGGGUCCGCGCGAUCUACCUUGACAUAAACUGAGGCGCGCAAUUGUCACGAGGAGCGCACUAGAAAUGUUUGGUGUUUUCGACAAGUCAGUAAAGUGAGAAAGAGUAAGAGUAAAAAGAAAGAAAGACAAAUAACUUUCCGAUAUCAAUAUAUCCUUGUCACUUUUACGCACUUGGCGAGGUUGACCUGAAGCGAGAACUAAACUUACCGACCAAGAGGGACUGGUGGGAAAUAGCAAAGUCUCCCAAGAACGUCCGGUCGUGUGUGUCAAUUCAGAGAGACGACCAAGUGAGCGAGAAGGCAUAAAAUCUCGGCGCGAGGAUGAUGUCCUACAUUAAGCAACCCCAUUACGCCAUGAACGGGUUAAACAUGCCUGGGAUGGACCUGCUACACACCACGGCUGGAUACCCAUUCUCUGUGUCUCUGGAUUUCUCAGCCACCCCACGAAAGCAGCGUCGCGAGCGCACCACCUUCACACGCACUCAGCUGGAUAUCCUGGAGGCCUUGUUCUCCAAGACCCGCUACCCCGACAUCUUCAUGAGGGAGGAGGUGGCCCUCAAGAUCAACCUCCCCGAGUCACGCGUACAGGUGUGGUUCAAAAACCGCCGCGCCAAGUGCCGCCAACAGCAGCAGCAGAGCAGCGGCCAGUCCAAGCCCCGCCCACCCAAAAAGAAGACGUCGCCCGCCCAGGACCAGCCCAGCGCCGGCCCAGACCCCUCAGCCAACAACCCCUCUGGUUCCUACAGCCCCUCCUCAGCCCCAUCGGGCCCCUCCCUGCCGCCAAGCGGCAACAACCCUGGCAACGCAGCCGUCUCCAUCUGGAGCCCGGCCAUCUCACCACUCCCUGACCCUCUGGCCUCUUCGGCGCCCUGCAUGCAGCGUCCCUCUGCCUACCCGAUGAGCUACGGCCAGCCGCAGGCCUACGCCCAGGGCUAUGCCCAGGGCUAUGCUGGCACCUCCUCCUACUUCACGGGCCUGGACUGCGGCGCCUACCUGUCACCCAUGCAUUCGCAGCUGUCGGCUAGCGGUGCCCUCAGCCCCAUCACCGUGCCCUCAAUGGGGGGUUCGCUGAGCCAGUCACCCGCCUCGCUCUCCUCCCAGGGCUACGGCACGGCCGCCUCGCUGGGCUUCACCUCCGUCGAUUGCCUGGACUACAAAGACCAGCAGGCCUGGAAGCUGGGCUUUAGCACCAUGGACUGCCUGGACCACAAAGACCAGAAUUCCUGGAAGUUCCAGGUGUUGUAGAGAGAGUGGGAAGAAGAAGAGGAAGAAGAAGAAGAAGAGGGAGAAGUUGUGAAUGAAUAAGGCUCUCGCCAGAUAUACAGUACAAUCAAUCAAAUACAAUCAAAUGAUUCUGACUGAACACUUAUUUUUUUCUCUCUGUUUCUCGUUUGUAUGCUUGGUUUUUACAACCCCUGUAGAAUGUGUUUUCUAUUCAGGGGAGAGAGGAGAAGAGAGACCAGUGGACAUUAUUGAUCCCUCCUGACUGCAGGAUAUCAGGUCAAUUUACUUUCUCAUACAGUAGAAGGGAAGGAUGCCCCUGAGGAUCAUACUACUGUAUGGGAAAGACUCGCAGCUACAAACUGAUUUAAACACACGCCAUGGUUCAGAUGCAUUGAUUGGUCUAUGAUGGAAAGACAUCCUCAAGAGAAUUCUACUGAUACAACCACGCUAAACUCAAUCGUUCCUCUGAUAUUUUUUCUGCUGUUGAUGGCUUGAGUUUUGUUUUCAAGAAACACAACAAUAGACCAAAUUUACAGAGCUUUGAUACUCUCUUAGUCUCUCUCUUUUUUUUGUUCUGACAGACCGUCAAGUGUUAAUUUGAGUUUAGUCAUUGUUAUUCUAUGUUACAAUUUAGAUUUUAAUUUGGUUACUUUUAGGCUUUUGGAGCUAACGUGUUACUAUGGUGUUAGGCUAGCAUCAUUGCUAUUAUAUUUUGAUGGAGAAAAAAAAUGGUAUGUUUUGUUGUGUGAAAUAUUAGAGCUAACUUUUAAUCUACAUUUAUGCCCAGCAAACAUUAUUGUGAUUACAAGUUUGAGUGACUAUUUGGUUUCACAAUUUAAAGGAAGUAAUCAGGUUUUUUCAAACGUACUGUACAUCAUGUAUUGGUAUUCGGAAUCGAAAUUAGUUCAGUUCAAGGACAUGACUGACCCGAACUUAACAAGUGACCAGUUAACUUCUGACGAUAACAGUCACCAUGUUGUUAGUUCGUUAGCUAUGGUUUCUAUUGUGUUUCUUAACAGUUUCCACCUUGGCCCACAUGGCUCUCCAGUGCAUCUUGCUAUCGGUUAUUUUUGCUCAUCUGAUUCUAGAGUGGCUCAAUCCUCUUACCCUCCCUUCAGCAAUGUCCUAAGUGAAUUAGUCAGGAUUACCCCUCUGUCUCUCUUUCCUUCUCUCUAUCUCCCCAUCCUUCUUUCUGUCACCAUCUUUCUGUCUUUUUCCCAUUUCUGUAACUCUUUAUUCUCUCUCCCUCUGUCUCUUUCCCCACCUCUGCCUCUCACUUCUCACUUUCCUUCAGUCAGUGAGUGACAUAUAACAAGAGGAAAACUGCUGAUGCACAACCAAGUUUCAAAAUUGCACCUUGAGUACUACUCUUCUAACUUACAACAGUAAAUUGAGACCCUGAUUGAGUUCCGAAAAGGUUUGUUUUUGUUUUUUUUAAGUACAGAGGUCCGGACCUCAGUGUCCUCAUAUGUAGCUACGGCCUUGGUCUCUUUCCCUGUUUGUUUGUCUCUUCGUCUACAUGUCUCUCAAUCUUCUGCACCAAUGGUCUCAAUCACUUCUCUUCUCUCUGAACAGGCAAAGUAUACUAUAUAUUCUAUAAAAAGGUUGAUGCCCUUGAUGAUAAUGCUAUAUGGAAAAGACUUAACUAGAAACUAAUUUGAAACACUCAGGCCAUGGUUAAAACAUAUUAAUUCAAACUCUGCUAUCAUGGAGGACAAUGUAAUUACUUCCCCUUUCUUUCCUUCCACUAAUGUCUCAAUGUCAAAAAAACAAUCAAGGCUUGGGGUACAGUACCUUCUUCCUAUGUGCAACCCCUCCCCUCCAGCACAUCUCUUCUCCCCCAUCCCUACCAGUCUCUUACCCCCCUUUUGCCUCUCCACACAUCCACUACUCCACCUCACCCUCCUCUUCUGACAACCCAGUAAUCCCUUGUUGACCUGGUUACAUGCCAUGUAAUUUGACUUCAAGUGGAAAUUUGUGUUAGUGUGUAUACUUGUAUGUGAGUGUUUGUGAGUACAACAUGUGUACGUGAUGUGUAUGCCAUGUGUGUGUGUGUGUGUGUGUGUAUGUCAUAACAGAGAUGGGCACUGAGUUUACUGAGUUACUCUAUAGCAAUGCUCCUAACAAUGCUCCUAUCGUUGCACAUAAGACGUCUUCAUUACGAAUGUGUGUUGGAAUCUAGACUCAGCAAAAGACAGAUUCCAUAACAUAUUUGACAGUGUCUGGAGAUAACUAGAUUUCUCAUGUGGUGACAGGUUAACAAUUUGGUACUUUAAAUUUGGACAAAUGGGGACUCUAAAAAUUAAUACAUAACCUAUUCAUUUAUAGAAUAACUUUAUUUUUCAGAGAGCAGCAAACUUCAAUGUAUCUAACAAUGUUGGGAAUGAAUAACAUAGGAGUGCAUUUGCCAUUUUCUUCAACUGAUGAAGUGUUCAUUUGAACACAAGCAUUAUACAGUAUAGUAUUUAGACGUAAAAGGGAAACUAGAGAGAUUUCCAUAGCACACUGAAUACGCACAUGACAUAUCCACUCAACUCGCUGGGUUAAUCCCUCUCCGCGCCACGUUAAUCCCUCUGCCCUCCCUCUCUGUGGUCUGAUUGGUUAAUCCCUGCCCUCUCUGUCUCUGUCUGCGUCCUGAUUGGUUAAUCUCUUUCGGAGGGUGCAGUGCGGUUGUAAUCUGCUGGUCGUCAGCACGGAUAGUUUCAGAUAGACAGACAUGUUGCCGGUAAUCUCUAAAAGGAGCAGAUGUGGUGGGGGAGGGAUGGAGCAAGGGAGGGAGGGAUGGAGAGCAGCACCCAGCAGACCUUGGGGAAGGUGAACAUAGAGACACACAGUGUUCCUUAUUAUAUCCCAAUGUCGGUCAUUUUAGCUGCCAAAGUGAAGCAAACAGACACAAGGUGAAGAAUACCUGAAGAAAAACAAAAUCUGUUGCAAAGUGUUUUAAAAUGUUUCCCAUUUUGUGCCCUGAUGAACAUGACCCUGGCCAACCAAGACCGUUCCCAACUCUUCUCUCUGAAGUAUACUUACAAACUCAAAACCCUAAACCACAUAAGACCAAAAUGAUCAAUUCAUGACCCCUUAAAGUAAUGCAUGUCUUUCUCUUUAUGGCAUAAGGGAACACAAACACUUAGUCACAUCAGUUUCAUAUUUUGAGUCCAAGUUUACAUACACCGUUUUUCACAAUUCCUGACAUUUAAUCAAAAUAAAAAUUCCCUGUCUUAGGUCAGUUAGGAUCACCACUUUAUUUUAACAAUGUGAAAUGUCAGAAUAAUAGUAGAGAGAAUUAUUUAUUUCAGAUUUUAUUUCUUUGUAAUGCUCGUCGAAAUGGGUAGACCAAGGCACAGCUUGAUUUAAUUUAUUAGAAUGAGAACCAGCAACAAAAACAAAAAGAGAAACAAACAAACGAAUGUACAGCCUAGUAGGGCUCAAAAGCAACAAUACAAAAACAAGAUCCCACAAAUAACAGGUGGGAAAAGGCUACCUAAAUAUGAUCCCCAAUCAGAGACAACGAUAGACAGCUGCCUCUGAUUGGGAACCAUACCAGGCCAACAUAGAAAUACAAAAACUAGACUACACAUAUAAAUAAUAAACUAGAACACCCCUCAGUCACGCCCUGACCUACUCCACCAUAGAAAAUCAAGGCUUUCUCUGGUCAGGACGUGACAUUCUUUCAUCACAUUCCCAGUGGGUCAGAAGUUUACAUACACUCAAUUAGUAUUUGGUAGCAUUGCCUUUAAAUUGUUUAACUUGGGUCAAAUGUUUCGGGAGCUUUCAUCAAGCUUCCAACAAUAACUUGGGUGAAUUUUGGCCCAUUCCUCCUGACAGAGCUGGUGUAACUGAGUCAGGUUUGUAGACCUCCUCGCUCGCACACGCUUUUUCAGUUCUGCCCACAAAUUUUCUAUGGGAUUGAGAUCAGGGCAUUGUGAUGGCCACUCCAAUACCUUGAAUUUGUUGUCCUUAAGCCAUUUUGCCACAAAUUUGGAAGUAUGCUUGGGGUCAUUAUUAAUUUGGAAGACCCAUUUGCUACCAAGCUUUAACUUCCUGACUGAUGUCUUGAGAUGUUGCUUCGAUAUAUCCACAUAAUUUUCCUACCUCAUGAUGUAAUCUAUUUUGUGAAGUGCACCAGUCUCUCCUGCAACAAAGCACCCCCACAACAUGAUUCUGCCACCCCCGUGCUUCACGGUUGGGAUGGUGUUCUUCGGCUUGCAAGCCUCCCCCUUUUUCCUCCAAACAAAACGAUGGUCAUUAUGGCCAAACAGUUCUAUUUUUGUUUCAUCAGACCAGAGGACAUUUCUCCAAAAAGUAUGAUCUUUGUCCCCAUGUGCAGUUGCAAACCCUAGUCUGGCUUUUUUUAUGGCGGUUUUGGAGCAGUGUCUUCUUCCUUGCUGAGCAGCCUUUCAGGUUAUGUAUAUAUAGGACUCAUUUUACUGUGGAUAUAGAUACGUUUGUACCUGUUUCCUCCAGCAUCUUAACAAGGUCCUUUGCUGUUGUUCUGGAAUUGAUUUGCACUUUUCACACCAAAGUGCGUUCAUCUCUAGGAGACAGAACACGUCUUCUUCCUGAGCGGUAUGACGGCUGCAUGGUCCCAUGGUGUUUAUACUUGCGUACUAUUGUUUGUACAGAUGAACUUGGUACCUUCAGGCGUUUGGAAAUUGCUCCCAAGAAUGAACCAGACUUGUGAAGGUCUACAAAAAUGUUUCUAUGGUCUUGGCUGAUUUAUUUUGAUUUCCCCAUGAUGUCAAGCAAAGAGGCACUAAGUUUGAAGGUAGGCCUUGAAAUACAUCCACAGGUACACCUCCAAUUGACUAAAAUAAUUUUAAUUAGCCUAUCAGAAGGUUCUAAAGCUAUGACAUCAUUUUCUGUAAUUUUCCAAGCUGUUUAAAAGCAGUCAACUUAGUGUAUGUAAACUUCUGACCCACUGGAAUUGUGAUACAGUGAAUUAUUAGAGAAAUAAUCUGUAAUCAAUUGUUUGAAAAAUGACUUGUGUCAUGCACAACGUAGAUGUCCUAACCUACUUGCCAAAGCUAUAGUUUGUUAACAAAAAAAUUGUGGGGUGGUUGAAAAACAAGUUUUAAUGACUUACGUGUAUGUCAAUUGUACAUAAACCCUUAUAAAACUGUUUUUUAAAUAUUGUAAAGCAAUGGUCACUGACCAUGGUCAUUGGAGAGCUAGUGGACGUGGAGGGUUUAGCUCCAGCCCAACACAAGUCUACUUCAUUCAGUUUAUCGAGACUUUGAGUUUAUAAGCUCUAUCAGGUAUUUUGGUGCUGUGUUGGCUGGAGCAAACCCCUGCAUACCACUGUAACUGCAGGACCAAGGUGAUAUUCAUUAGUAACAAAUGGUUUUGCAACAGAAAAUGAAGCCUUAGUGAAUACAAUAUAAUUGCUAUACUUUGGUGUAGUCAGUGGUCUUGGCUGAUUUCUUUUGAUUUCCCCAUUACCAUUUGAGUUUCCAUUUGAUACUUUUUAAACCCAUGUCUAUCUUUAUUUCCCAAACACAAUUCAAUACACUGACAAUACCUUUAAGCAUCUUUUGACACAGGCUUAACACCUAUUAUACACUUAGUACUUUUUUUUACACUUUUAACAUAAGCCUCAUAUCCCAGCGAUAAUGGCUUGCAUUACACCUGGAGGGAAAAACACUUAUAUUUGCUCAAAUUGCCAUUGGCUCAACCAUUGUCUCAACAUACCCUCAAUUUACCCCAAGGCAAACAUUUUGACUAUAUUAGCCCACACAGCUACAACUGUGCUGAAUCUACUGCUGUUCAACUUCUCCACCCUCUGGUUAGGUAUUGCAAGAACUAGGAAAGAAAACAGGCCUGUCUACCUGUAUGCACACAGAUCUCUGAUACAGUGCCUUCAGAAACUAUUCACAACCAUUGACUUUUCCCAAAUUUUGUUGUGUUACGGCCUGAAUUUAAAAUGGAUUAAAUUGAGAUGUUUUUGUCACUGGCCUACUACACACAAUACCCCAUAAUGUCAAAUUGGAAUUGUGUUUUUAGAUAUUUUUUUUUACAUUGAAUUAAAAAUGAAAAGCUGAAAUUCUUGAGUCAAGUAUUUCAUCCCUUUGUUAUGGCAAGCCUAAAUAAGUUCAUAAAUUGCAUGGACUCACUCUGUGUGGAACAAUAGUUUAACAUGAUUUUUGAAUGACUACCUCAUCUCUGUACCCCACACAUACAAUAAUCUGUAAGGUCCCUCAGUCGAGCAAUAAAUCAAUACACCCAGUCCCUAUAAAGAUAGUCAUCCUUCCUAAACCGCCCAGGCUUAAAGAAGUGACUUUAAAAUAGUUACAGAAUUUAAUUGCUACGAUAGGAGAAAACUGAGGAUG